AUGGGCGAAAAGAGGAAAGCCUCACAAGACCUGCAGAACUACAGGCUCCCUGUAGAUAAUGGUGAUACGAACCAACCAACAGCCACGGCCAGCACCCUUAUAGGCCCGGCGCAAGAUAAUGUAGCUCGAGAUCGUCACUACGCCGAACUCUACGCCAAAGCACCCGAUUUUCAACAGCUUGCCCUUCAAGAUACAGACUUUGCGCGACUGUGGAAUCAGCACAAGUCCGACUUCUUCAACGAUCCAGAAUGUGUCACUAAUCGACACAACUAUAUCCUCUGGUUGAAAAGACUUCUCGACACCUCUACGUACGAGAAGCAUGCUCAGGAUGUUGUUGGGCUAGAUAUAGGUACCGGCGCAAGUUGCAUCUACCCACUACUAGGUUGCACAGAACGCAAUUGGAACUUUAUCGCUACAGACAUUGACUCCAAAAGUCUUGAGUAUGCUCGCAAGAAUGCGACUUUGAACAAUCUUGACCAGAGGAUCAAGAUUGUCGAUCGGAAAUGGACAGACAAUCUCAUCCCACUAGAUGAACUGCAUAUUCCACGUAUCGCAUUCACCAUGUCUAACCCGCCCUUUUACAAAUCUGAGCAAGAGCUUGUUGAAAGUGCUAAGAAAAAGUCACAGGCGCCCUUCACGGCCUGCACAGGUGCCAAAGUCGAGAUGAUAACUACCGGUGGUGAAGUCGCAUUUGUUGAUCGCAUCCUUAACGAGUCUCUCGUCCUUCGAGAUCGUGUGCAGUGGUACACAUCUAUGUUUGGCUUCCAGUCAAGCCUAGUCAGAUUUGUGGAUAAGCUGAAGGAGAACAAUAUCUGCAACUACGCCGUAACGGAAUUUGUCCAAGGAAGUCAAACGAGGCGCUGGGCUAUCGCGUGGAGCUUUGAAAGCAUGCGUCCAAGUCAAGACGUUGCUCGCGGCACCAAGAAUUCACUUUCCAAGAACGCUCUCCCCGAUAUCACGGAGGAGACGGUUGUGGAUUUACCUUUCCAUGGAUCCAUCAGCAACUUUGCAGACCAGUUCCGCGCUGAGCUUGAAAAGCUCGAACUUCUUAGCUGGGAAUGGGACGCUGAAAGACUGGAAGGCACUGGUCGAGCAGCCGGUCGUGUCUGGGCACGAGCUUGGCGGAGAAAGAAGCAGAGAGCAGAUGAAGAAGAUGCCAGAUCUGAGUCAACAAAAUGCGUUUUUGCUUUCAGAGUGUCCAUACGGUUUGACAAGGAUUUUAUGUCAGUCAGUUGUCGAUGGCUGGAGGGCCACGAUCCGGUUACAUUUGAUAGCUUCCGUGGACAUGUGAAGAAGACGGUAAAGUCUAUCUUCGUUCGAUCUGUUUCCGAGAUGCACACCUCUAAUUAG
Messenger RNA from Fusarium graminearum PH-1, 1350 nucleotides. RefSeq lists its product as uncharacterized. Lineage: Eukaryota; Fungi; Ascomycota; Sordariomycetes; Hypocreales; Nectriaceae. Gene Ontology annotation, cellular component: nucleus. The transcript is spliced from 4 exons. The record is from RefSeq and is a predicted model, not a curated record. The coding region runs from base 1 to 1350 and encodes 449 amino acids. Gene Ontology annotation, molecular function: 23S rRNA (adenine(1618)-N(6))-methyltransferase activity. Gene Ontology annotation, biological process: rRNA base methylation.